AUGUCAGAGCAACACCUUCCUGAAAAGGCAAUCGACUUGGACGACCAGUCUCAUGCCGAUAUAAGGAAGGUCAACUUUGAUUAUAGCGUCAUUCUCUUCGACCGAGUAGAGAAAGCUCAUAACUUUGUGUUAAAAAGACUCCUUGUCAUGAUUGGAUUAGGAAGGUUAACUGACGGCCAAAACAUCAAUGUGGACAUCACUAACACAGUUAUUAUCAUGACCUUUAAUCUUACCGGAACGGCGAAAGAUUCUUCCUUGCAGAUUGCUAGGGAAAUACUAAUCGACGAGGUCACGAAGCAUUUUGAACCUGAGGACCUCAAUCGAUUCGAUGAGAUAGUAAUAUUUGAUCCGCUAUCUCAUGAUCAACUUAGAAAGGUGGCUCGGUUUCAAAUGAUUGAUAUUGCUCUUCGGCUUGCUCAGAGAGGUGUCGCAUUGUCUGUAACAAAUGCUGCUUGGGACGUAGUUGUAUCUCAAUCUUACCAUCGGUUCUACGGGGGAAAUCCGAUCCAUCCGAUCAAGAGAAGGUUGGCCAAGAAAAUUGUGACCCGACUGUCCCAGAUGCUCAUACAGGGUAAGAUUGAUGAUGACUCGAUCGUCUACGUCGAUGCUGUUCCAGGCGUGAAAGAGUUGUCUUAUGAGGUGAAGAGGAAGAAUAAUAAUAAUGGAGGUCUUGCUGAUGCCGAGAAGUCCGACAUCCUUAUGGAGAUACCUGCGAACGAGAUGACAGCGAUCCUGCACUUGCUACAAUUUACUAAUCCUUUCAUCUCUGAAAUUAUAAUUUCAAAUAUAAUGAUACUUUUAUUGAGAGACUCUUAG
Messenger RNA from Zingiber officinale, 816 nucleotides. RefSeq names its product chaperone protein ClpB1-like. The transcript has 3 exons. Gene Ontology annotation, molecular function: ATP hydrolysis activity; ATP binding. Gene Ontology annotation, biological process: cellular response to heat. The record is from RefSeq and is a predicted model, not a curated record. Lineage: Eukaryota; Viridiplantae; Streptophyta; Magnoliopsida; Zingiberales; Zingiberaceae. The coding region runs from base 1 to 816 and encodes 271 amino acids. Gene Ontology annotation, cellular component: cytoplasm.